AUGGAGGGUACGUCUCUUUCUUCAGUAGCCAAUACUUCGAGAAUAUCAUCAAACUUGUCUGCAAAAGUCAAAUCUUAUCUCCGAAAUUUAAAUCUGUUUCCAUCGAUUCCACCAUCGACAAAUGAAUAUCGACUUCGAAGUGAACGAAUCGCAACACGAUUAUACAUUAUUCUCUUGAUGUUAUCAUUAUAUAUUCUUGUCAUCUACACUUCACUAAUUACUGUUACAGAAAUUGUUGCUGUUUCCGCAUCAGAGAAGUCAACCGUCAUGGAAAUUUAUCGAAAACCAAAAAAAGGUCAAAUCGUCUUGGUUGAAUUAAUCAAUAAUGAAUACAAAUGUCAAGGUCGUGGUGGCAUGAACAUUACCGAGACCGAAAAUCUGUUCUCAUGCAAUGAUUGUCGUUGUCGGGUAUCAAAAGAACGGAACGUAGAAGACUUUUAUGUGAAACUAAAAAUAUUCACAUUUACUAAUGAAGAGUACAAUCUUAAAGCAACAACAGAGACAAUAUCGACGUUUUUGAACGAUAUUGUUCAGCCGAAAAACAAUGAUAAAGUUUCCGUCGGUGUGAACGAAAACUUGAAUCUGCUCGUUGGUGUAAAUACUCAGUUCGUUUUUUAUCAGCACACUGAUUUCAUUAAUAGUUUUCAAAGAAUCAAUGAAGAGAAGCAAACCAAACAAGGUAAUGUUCAUUUGUAUUCGUUCAUGUAA
Messenger RNA from Adineta ricciae, 708 nucleotides. The record is from the annotation of a GenBank genome assembly. NCBI's taxonomy places the organism in Eukaryota, Metazoa, Rotifera, Eurotatoria, Adinetida, Adinetidae.